GGGGUGGGGGUGGGGGUCUCGAUCCCCAGCUGCCCUCGGGGCUCCCUGCGGGCCAGACGGGAAGGCUGGAAGUCCUGGAGGUGCAGGGUCCCAGAGAAAGGGGAGGGAGGAGCUGAGGGGGCCAGGGUGCCGGGAAGGGGUCGCGGCCGGGCCUUGUGGGGAUGGGGGCGGCGGCUCGUCUGAGCGCCCCGCGCGCGCUGGUACUCUGGGCCGCGCUGGGGGCGGCAGCUCGCAUCGGACCCGCACCUGACCCGGACGACUGGUGGAGCUACAAGGAUAAUCUCCAGGGAAACUUCGUGCCAGGACCUCCCUUCUGGGGCCUGGUGAACGCGGCCUGGAGUCUGUGCGCCGUGGGGAAGCGGCAGAGCCCCGUGGAUGUGGAGCUGAAGAGGGUCCUUUACGACCCCUUCCUGCCCCCGCUGAGGCUCAGCACCGGGGGAGAGAAGCUCCGGGGAACCCUGUACAACACCGGCCGCCACGUCUCCUUCCUGCCCGCGCCCCGGCCCGUGGUCAACGUGUCCGGGGGCCCCCUGCUCUACAGCCACCGGCUCAGUGAACUGCGCCUGCUGUUUGGAGCACGCGACGGAGCUGGCUCCGAGCACCAGAUCAACCACGAGGGCUUCUCUGCCGAGGUGCAGCUCAUCCACUUCAACCAGGAGCUCUACGGCAACCUCAGCGCCGCCGCCCGCGGCCCCAACGGGGUGGCCAUUCUCAGCCUCUUUGUCAACGUGCGCAGAGGCCGGGCUGCGGGGUGGCGGGGGGAGGGAGGGCCUGGGGCGCGGUUAACCCGGGGUGCCCCCACGCAGGUGGCAGGUAGCUCCAACCCGUUCCUCAGUCGCCUCCUUAACCGGGACACCAUCACCCGCAUCUCCUACAAGAACGACGCCUACUUCCUUCAAGACCUGAGCCUGGAGCUGCUGUUCCCCGAGUCCUUCGGCUUCAUCACCUACCAGGGCUCCCUCAGCACCCCGCCCUGCUCCGAGACGGUCACCUGGAUCCUCAUUGACCGGGCCCUCAACAUCACCUCCCUGCAGAUGCACUCCCUGAGACUCCUGAGCCAGAACCCGCCGUCCCAGAUCUUCCAGAGCCUCAGCGGCAACGGCCGGCCCCUGCAGCCCCUGGCCCACAGGGCCCUGAGGGGCAACAGGGACCCACGGCACCCCGAGAGGCGCUGCCGAGGCCCCAACUACCGCUUGCAUGUGGAUGGCGCUCCGCUAGGUCGCUGAGGCUCCGCGUCCAGGAUUGCGCCUGCCCGUCCCGAGCCUCCCCACGAGGGGAGGGAGGUCACCCCCAAAACAAAGCUAUUAAAGAGACAGAACACUU
Oryctolagus cuniculus (rabbit) is the source of this 1323-nucleotide messenger RNA. The record is from RefSeq and is a predicted model, not a curated record. NCBI's taxonomy places the organism in Eukaryota, Metazoa, Chordata, Mammalia, Lagomorpha, Leporidae.